Penicillium daleae is the source of this 1365-nucleotide messenger RNA. RefSeq names its product acid phosphatase PHOa. Gene Ontology annotation, molecular function: hydrolase activity, acting on ester bonds. NCBI's taxonomy places the organism in Eukaryota, Fungi, Ascomycota, Eurotiomycetes, Eurotiales, Aspergillaceae. Gene Ontology annotation, biological process: phospholipid catabolic process. The transcript has 4 exons. The record is from RefSeq and is a predicted model, not a curated record. Bases 1 to 1365 code for a protein of 454 amino acids.
AUGAAGACUGUUGCUGCCACUCUUCUGGCUGCGGCCUCCCUGGCUCGUGCCCAGGUUGCUACUGUCUCCGAGCCCUCGAUCUCUGAGAUCAGACAGGCUGCUGCCACUACUCUCCCUGAGUCCCCCAGCUCGGAUGUCAAGGGUGUUGCCUUCAACCGGUUCUACCAGGUCUGGUUGGAGAACACUGACUACGAGGAUGUGGCCGCGGAUCCCAACAUGCAGUGGUUGGCCUCCCAGGGUAUCCUGCUGACCAACUAUUACGCUGUCACCCACCCAUCGGAGCCUAACUACUGCGCGGCUGCUGGUGGUGACACCUUUGGCAUGGACAAUGACAACUUCAACCAGAUUCCCGCCAAUGUCUCCACUGUUGCUGAUCUGCUCGACACCAAGAGCAUUUCCUGGGGCGAGUACCAGGAGCACAUGCCCUUCCCCGGCUUCCAGGGCUUCAACUACUCUAACCAGGAGACCUUCGACAAUGACUAUGUCCGCAAGCACAACCCUCUGGUUCUCUACGACUCCGUUGUCCAGAACGAGACCCGUGCUCGCCAGAUCAAGAACUUCACUGAUUUCGAGAAUGAUCUGUCCGACAAGAAGCUUCCCCAGUGGGCUUUCAUUACCCCUAACAUGACCAACGAUGUCCACGACACCAACAUUACCUUUGGGGGCAAGUGGGAGCGCAGCUGGAUGUCUUCGCUGCUGACGAACGACUACUUCAUGAACGACUCUCUUAUCCUGUUGACCUUUGACGAGGAUGAUACCUACAACAAGACCAACCGUGUUUACAGCAUUCUCGUCGGUGGUGCUAUCCCCGACAACCUCAAGGGAACCACGGACGACACCUUCUACACCCACUACUCCAGUAUUGCCUCUGUCAGCGCCAACUGGGGUCUGCCCUCUCUCGGCCGCAGAUCACAGUGGGAUUGCGGUGCCAACAUCUUCGAGAUUGUCGCUAACAAGACCGGUUAUGUCAACUUUGAUGUGGAAAUUACCAACCUGCGCCUGAACGAGACCUACCCCGGCCCCGAGUCGGCUGGCGAGUUGUCCAAGUUCUCUCCCACUUGGCCCGUUCCUCUGACCGACGCCAAGUGCUCGGCUGGCAACGGUAUCCUGGACAUCGUCAAGAAAACCUACGCUGGCCAGGCCGCCACCUACAACUACUCCAGCCCCUACCCAUGGGACACCAAGGCCGACUACAACACCAAGGUCACCGUUACCCGCAAGAACGCGUCCAACAGCACCAACACCACCACCUCGUCAUCUUCGGCUUCUAGCCCUGCGACCGGGGGUGCUGCUGCCGCUAUCACCGCCCCGGGCUUCACCGUCAUGACCGGUGCUCUUGUCGCUAUGUUUGCUUACCUGCUUUAA